This is a messenger RNA of Malania oleifera, 1542 nucleotides long. Its product is annotated as IAA-amino acid hydrolase ILR1-like 3. Gene Ontology annotation, molecular function: IAA-Ala conjugate hydrolase activity. The record is from RefSeq and is a predicted model, not a curated record. Bases 113 to 1405 code for a protein of 430 amino acids. Gene Ontology annotation, biological process: auxin metabolic process. NCBI's taxonomy places the organism in Eukaryota, Viridiplantae, Streptophyta, Magnoliopsida, Santalales, Ximeniaceae. Gene Ontology annotation, cellular component: endoplasmic reticulum. The transcript has 5 exons.
AUCCUAUUCUCUUUUUAAUCCGGACAGGAUUACAAUGAAGCUACUGUAGUCGGUAGAGGCGCUAAAACGACGUUGUUUAGGACUUCUUCUUGAGUGGUUUUGGCCUUUGGGGAUGGAGCGGUUCUGGAGAUGGAUUUGCUUGCUUUUGAUGUUUUCAUGGGCUCUGCAGACAGAGACUCUUCCUGGUUCGGAGAUUGAGUCGCUAACACGGGAACUGUUAGAAUCGGCUAGGGAUCCGGCGUUCUUUGAGUGGUUGAAGAGGGUUCGACGGAGAAUCCAUGAGUACCCGGAACUAGCUUUCGAGGAGAACAAGACGAGCGAACUCAUCAGAUCGGAGCUUGACUUGGCUGGAAUCAGGUAUAGAUGGCCAGUUUCCAAGACGGGUGUGGUGGCUUCAAUUGGAUCUGGGUCUCACCCAUGGUUCUCUCUCAGGGCGGAUAUGGAUGCCCUCCCUAUUCAGGAACUGGUAGAGUGGGAGCACAAGAGCAAGAAUAAUGGGAAAAUGCAUGCCUGCGGCCAUGAUGCUCAUGUGACAAUGCUGCUUGGAGCAGCGAAGCUACUGCACGACAGAAGGGAUAUAUUAAAGGGUACUGUUAAGCUUGUCUUCCAACCCGGAGAAGAGGGUCGUGCUGGUGCUUACCAUAUGCUAAAAGAGGGUGCUCUUGAUAAGGUUAGGGCUAUAUUUGGAUUACAUGUUUCUCCAGAAAUGCCCAUUGGCACCAUUGGUUCGAGACCAGGUCCAAUGCUUGCUGGCUCUGGUAGGUUUUUAGCCACAAUUCAAGGGAAAGGAGGACAUGCUGCAACUCCCCAUGCAACUAAAGAUCCCAUUCUUGCUGCUUCCUUUGCCAUCCUCGCACUCCAACAGAUUGUUUCAAGGGAGACUGAUCCUCUUGAGGCAACGUUGGUUACUGUCGGGUUCAUAGAAGGUGGCAGCGCAGGUAAUGUAAUCCCGGAGACUCUGAAAUUUGGAGGUACUUUUCGGAGCAUGACUUCAGAAGGUAUCGACUACCUUCAGCAAAGGAUAAAAGAGGUGAUAGAGACACAAGCAGGAGUGCAUAGGUGCACUGCUACGGUCGACUUCAUGGAGAAGACACGGAGGCCUUAUCCUGCUACUGUCAAUGAUAAAGCCAUGUACGAACAUACAAAGAGAAUUGGAGAAAUCUUGCUUGGACAACCCAAUGUGCACCUUAUUCCGAUGAGUAUGGGAGCAGAGGACUUUAGCUUCUAUUCUCAGAAGAUGGCGGCAGCAUUUUUCGCGAUCGGGACAAAGAACGAAACGCUAUCAGGUAAAAGGUUGCACUCACCGUACCUCGUCAUUGAUGAGGAGGUUCUUCCCAUCGGGGCAGCUCUCCAUGCUGCAGUUGCAAUCUCAUACCUGGAUGCCCAAGUUGCUGAGAUUCGAUAAAACCGGGGUGGGAGAUGGCUUCUGAUCAAUUUGAGCAUCAUUAGGUAUGGUGAAGGGAGCUGGGUAGUGUUCCAGGUCUGUAAUUAGUUCCAUCUAUGUACUGAAAUGUCAUAAGGAAAAAAUUAUUUUCAUUUGCA